CCAACACACACAGAGAGAGGACAACUCCUCACAACUCUCCCUUCCCUCCUGUAGGGGCCAAAAGGGUUAGAGAGUAGGAGAAGUAGUUCCCUAGCCCAACACAAGAAAAACAAGCUCGAUCUCCUCAUCACCCUAAUCCAAGCAACUGCUUUGUGUGUUGGGAAAUUCUUGUGACCCCUGUUAUAUUAUUAUCCGUGUAGCUACUAGCUUCAUUCCCCCCUUUGUACCCAUCAAAUGGCUGGCAUGUCUCUGCAACACCCCUGGGCGUUUGCUUUCGGUCUACUAGGUAACGUCAUCUCCUUCAUGACCUUCCUGGCCCCGAUACCGACGUUCUACCGCAUCUACAAGAGCAAGUCGACGGAAGGCUUCCAGUCGGUUCCCUACGUGGUUGCCCUGUUCAGCGCCAUGCUGUGGAUCUUCUACGCACUGAUCAAGUCCAACGAGACCUUCCUCAUCACCAUCAACGCCGCCGGCUGCGUCAUCGAGACCAUCUACGUCGUCAUGUACUUCGUCUACGCGCCCAAGAAAGCCAAGCUGUUCACGGCCAAGAUCAUGGUCCUCCUCAAUGGCGGCGUCUUUGGGGUCAUCCUCCUGCUCACCCUUCUCCUCUUCAAGGGCAGUAAGCGCGUUGUGCUGCUUGGCUGGAUCUGCGUCGGCUUCUCCGUCAGUGUCUUCGUCGCGCCACUCAGCAUCAUGAGACGAGUGAUCCAGACGAAGAGCGUGGAGUACAUGCCCUUCUCCCUCUCCCUCUCGCUCACCCUCAGCGCCGUCGUCUGGUUCCUCUACGGCCUCCUCAUCAAGGACAAAUACGUCGCGCUUCCAAACAUCCUGGGGUUCACCUUCGGCGUGGUCCAGAUGGUGCUCUACGUGUUGUACAUGAACAAGACGCCGGUGGCGGCGACUGCCGAGGGCAAGGAUGCCGGCAAGCUUUCCUCAGCUGCAGACGAGCACGUCCUCGUCAACAUCGCCAAGCUCAGCCCAGCCCUCCCGGAGAGGAGCUCCGGGGUGCACCCAGUCACCCAGAUGGCGGGCGUUCCUGUCAGGAGCUGCGCUGCUGAAGCAACCGCGCCGGCGAUGCUGCCCAACAGGGACGUGGUCGACGUCUUCGUCAGCCGACACAGCCCCGCCGUCCACGUGGCAUAGAUUCUCGAUCGAUCGCGUGCAUGGCCCAUGCAUGCGCCCGCCACACGUACGCUAGCUUUUAUAUAUUCGAAGGACGACUUGCUGCUGGUCGUGAGCAUAUAUAUGAUGGAGAAAAUGAUUAAGUAGUAUAUAUAUAAGUAAUUAACUGCCAUGCAUGGAAGCUAGCUAAUGGAUGGAGGCAGAGGCCAGAACGAUGAAGGGGGAAGCUAUACAUAUAUGUGUGUAAUUAAUAUA
Messenger RNA from Zea mays, 1377 nucleotides. RefSeq names its product SWEET13a. NCBI's taxonomy places the organism in Eukaryota, Viridiplantae, Streptophyta, Magnoliopsida, Poales, Poaceae. The record is from RefSeq and is marked validated. The transcript is spliced from 5 exons. Gene Ontology annotation, biological process: carbohydrate transport. Gene Ontology annotation, cellular component: membrane. Gene Ontology annotation, molecular function: sugar transmembrane transporter activity. The coding region runs from base 235 to 1143 and encodes 302 amino acids.